Molecule: messenger RNA, 4745 nt
Organism: Anopheles darlingi
Lineage: Eukaryota; Metazoa; Arthropoda; Insecta; Diptera; Culicidae
Exons: 8
Coding region: 1248-4625 (1125 amino acids)
Biological process (GO): negative regulation of cytoplasmic translation
Cellular component (GO): nucleus; synapse; cytoplasm
Molecular function (GO): mRNA 3'-UTR binding; mRNA regulatory element binding translation repressor activity; ribosome binding
Source: RefSeq, a predicted model, not a curated record
AGUCGUCGCUGAACUUGGAGUUUUCCUGAGUCUAGAGGAUUUCCAGAGUUUUUCCAGACUUCGCAGAGUAAAGGUGGUGGACGCGUGUCGUGUAGUAACCGUCGUUGUGGAGCGGACGUUUUCUUGUGAUCUAGUUGGUGGUUCUCUUGUGUACUUUUUGGUCGUCAGAGCAGACUUGUGACAUCCACAGACGCCCAAGAGUUCUUGCAGAGUAGAAGAAGAAUAGCGAACCGCGAGCGAGUAAAACUAUCGAAAAACUCUACGCCCGUCGGAAAGAAGGAUGUAAUGAAAAGGAAGAAAAGUAGAACUAUGAAUACUAAUCCCCCGUGUGUCCACACGAUACUUAUGUGGUGUAUGCGUAGUGUGUUCUGAAGCUGUGCGUGUUUCUACCAACAAUCUUUCGUUGUGCUCGUGCCCUACGGAUCUCCGCAAGAAAAAAAAAAAAACAAGUUGAAAAGCGGUUCACAAACUUGAAAGCCUGUCGCUCUUGGAAGAAGCAGAUGGGGCGUGUUGUCGUUCGGAUGUAAAGCGAAUGCGGUUCUUUUGUUAUUUUUCGUACAUUUGAGUUGAGUCUUUGCCGGAGUAAGGUGAGAGCGUCUGCGGUGUUCAGUAUCGGUGGCAGUGAAAACCUUUCUGUCCCCCGUCCGAUAUCGGGUGUGUACUUCCGCGGUCCCAGAUGACGCCAACGAUCCUGUUCCUCGUUUCGAUGCGGAUGUAGCAAACCAACGGAUGAUAUCACCGAAUGGCCAAUUGCGACGAUAAGGGGAUCAUGCGGUACAUGUAAAGCCGCCGGUGCACCAGAUCAAAAAAGCAAUUAGACCUGUGGUCGCGUGCCAAGGGCGCAGAGAGCGAGAGAGAGAGAAAGAGAGAACGAGGCGCGGUCACAGAACUCCUGCCGGACAAUUUACAUAACAUCACGGUGCUACGAUAGUAGGCUGCUGCGUUCCUAGGCUCAAAAUUGGUCCUUCGUAUCUCCUGCAUCCUCGGCUCCUGUGGCUGCUGAUUUACCAACAUCAUCAUCGCAGUUACACACUGUUCGUGUGUUUGUGUCAUUCGACGUUAUCCUGCAGAAGAGUGUGCGUGUUGUUCAACCGAACAAGAGAAAACGUGGUUGCAGAGAGAGCACCCCCAAUCAUCCCCCAUCGCGGUUGACACUAAAAGCACGGCGGAAAAAUCAGCAGGAGCUGCCGACGACGACGAAGACGACGACGAUUAUUCCGUUGAACUGCGAGAGCCGCUGCACUGAAAUGCCUUCCCUGCAACAGACGACAACCUACGAGGACUUUGCCAGCUCAGACAUUGCCAGAUCGCUGACGGGACCGGAUAUUCUGCAGAAACAUUCCAUCAACUCAUUGCUGCUGGAAAACAAUGAGAUCAUCAUUGAAGACAAUAUGUCCAUGACGGAUCUGCUAGGCGGAGGGUCGCAAGCAUCUUCGCCGACUUCGGUCACGUCCUCGCUGAUGACGAGCUCUUCGUCUGGUUCGUCGAUGAAAAACGGAUCCGGUCUCCCAAAUCAUCAGUUGCUGCAGCAGUCGCCGCUACAAGGUGCUGGUCACCAUGCGAACUCACACCGCCUGCACCUGAAUACCCAUUCGACGUUGGGGUCAUUUUCGUCACUCAAUUCUCUGGGCGUUGGAGGUGGUGGAGUAGUCGGGAACGAUGACAGUCCGAGUAGCAUCUUGAGCUCAAUCGGUUUCAGUGGCGGAAUAGGCAGUGGCAUUACCACCACCGGUUCCAACACGUCUGGCAGUGGCAUUUCCGCGAAUCCGUUCAACUUCGGUAGCCUGCGGAUUCAAAGCCCGUCUCUGAAUUCGCCGGACCUGGCGGGUGCUGCUGGUUUACUUGGUGUAGGAAUUGGCAUCGGCAGGGAUACCGGCAGUAGCAGCAGCAGCAGUAGUAGCAGUAGUAGCAGCAGCAGCAGUGGAGUGAGCUGUGGAGGUGCGGGCAGUGGUAGCGAUCAGUCCCCAACAGCUCACGCCUUCUACUCGCCGAAUGGCGGCCUGCCCGGAGGAACUGUUGUUGGUGGAAUCAGACCACACGGAAGCGAGGAAGUAUAUACGAACGGCACUGGAUGCUACGACGAGUUUCGGUUUGAUAAUGAUCUGAUGAUAGGAUGCGGCGGUGGUGCUGGUGAAGCAAUGACAAAACUCAGACGACGAAACAUUAGUUUCGAUUGUUCCUCACCGACAACUGGUAGUUCCAGCUCUGGCACAGGGACACCUCCAUCUUUAACUCUAAAUACGAGAAACAUUCGCAAUCAAACCUACAACCAGUUGUUGCUGCAGCAACAGCAGCACCAACAGCAGCAUCAACAGCAACAUCAACAGCAGCAACAACAACAGUACGACCAGAAUUGCGGCUCUGGUACUGGUUCUAUCGAAGGCUGUGACGGUUUUGAGCGAGGCUCAAAUACGGGAGGAAAUAGUGUUGCUAAUAAUAGUUCCUUGGCAUUGUUUGCCAAUGCCAAUAAGCCACUAUCCCGUCCUCAAUCACCACUUAGCUUCGAUAGUAAAUGCUUAAUAAAUAUGCUAAACAUGCUUACUCUUAAUCAGAGUAACGCUUCUCAGAACAAUCUCGCUGCUCAUGGUGAGCAGCAGCAGCAGCAGCAACAGCAUCAAAACAGCAACCAGCAGUUUCAGAACCAGUUCAGCGCAUACUCUAAUCUCGGUUCACUGCAACAUCAACAACCGAUGGCGUCUGGAUCCAAUUUUGGAAGUGGUGGUGGUGUUAAUGGUGGAAAUGGUAGUUUGAGCAAUCUCAAUGUCGGGAAUGGGUUCAUCAACGACUCCUGCCGUUCGUUCAACAACCUGCAAGCCAUACUGCAGCAGUGCAAUCAGCUGAACCAGUCAAUGCAUACGACAGCGACCAACAACGUCUAUGGUACCGGUGGUAACGUGAAUCAGUCUAACGCUGGCGGCCUGAAUGGUAUGAACAGUGGCGGGACCACUUCCGCCAGAAGCAAUGUGGGUUUGAGAGGUUGGUCUGGCCAGCAACAACAGCUGCAACAAUCGCAGAGACAAGGCUCAACAUCACCUUUGGCUAACUGUUCUCCCGGAGGAAAUGGUUAUGGAGAUGUUAACCUCGAUCGGAUCGCACGAUAUCACCGAUCGUCUGCCGCACAUUUUGAUGCCACUUGCACAUGGAGCGGUGUACUGCCACCUCGGUCAAACCGGACCGUUACAUACUCAUGUAAGAUCUUUCUCGGUGGAAUGCCCUGGGACAUCAGCGAACAGUCUUUGCUGCAGAUUUUCAAACCAUACGGCUCUAUAAAAGUUGAAUGGCCGGGCAAGGAACAGCAAGCGACACAACCGAAAGGUUACGUUUACAUCAUCUUUGAAUCGGACAAGCAGGUGAAAGCAUUGCUACAAUCUUGUACCUUUACGACUCCUGGUGUUGGAGGAAAUGGCAUGGCAAGCAACAAUUACGGCUCCAACCGUACGCUGAAUAGUGCUUCAUCUACCAACUCGCUCAACAAUUACGCCACGAUAUGUGACGAUGCGUCGUCCUCGCAACAGCUGGUGUCGAUGUCUAGUAUGAACAAGCCUGUAGCACCGGCAGGCGCGCGGAUUAACUUCAAGAUAUCCUCCAAGCGUAUCAAAUCGAAGGACGUUGAAGUGAUUCCGUGGAACAUUGCGGACUCGAACUAUGUUAAGUCGGCCUCACAAAAACUCGAUCCUGCCAAGACGGUGUUCGUUGGGGCACUGCAUGGUCAGCUUACGGCGGAAGGAUUGGCGAAGAUUAUGAACGAUCUGUUUGAUGGUGUUGUGUACGUGGGAAUCGAUACGGAUAAGUACAAGUAUCCGCUAGGGUCGGCUCGCGUCACGUUCAACAAUUCUCGCUCCUAUAUGAAGGCGGUUGUGGCAGCCUUUAUAGAAAUUCGGACCGCCAAGUUCACCAAGAAGCUGCAAGUGGAUCCCUACCUCGAAGACUCCCUGUGCUCAGUGUGCUCGGUACAACACGGACCAUACUUUUGUCGUGAAAUCAUGUGCUUCAGAUAUUUCUGCCGUUCGUGUUGGCAGUUUCAACAUAAUCGAGAAGCGCAGCUACAGAACCAUAAGCCACUGACGAGAAAUUCCAAAUCGACUACGAUCAUCGGUGUUGGACCACAGUCAUCACAGACAGCAAACAACCAUUCGCAUCACCAGCAGAGCAACUCUUUCGAUCAUGCCACCUACCAUAACGGUGGCCAUCAGCAUCAUCAUUUCAAUAACAGCGGCGGAGGCACGGUAGGUCAUCAUCAGCCAAAUUCGACACUCGCAUCCCACAACCAAUAUCAUCACGCGAACAACCAUCAUCCUCAUCACGGUUCUGGUUUCUGUGGAAAUACGGGAAAUGGUAGUAGUGGGGGGUACUUUGGUCAUCAUCAACCGUAUCAAUCGCAACAGCAACAGCAACAACAAGCUAGCCGUUUGAGUUUGCUGCAGCAGCGAUACCGUGAUUCAUUGAAAUCACCUUCCCCUUCAUGCAAUGGACUCGGCAACAGUACAGGAAACAACAAUGGCAACAGCAGCAGCCCGGUUACCAUCAACAGCCUAAGCUCGGCCAGCAUUCACAACAACGGUAAUGCUACUAAUCUAAAGACAUGUGCCAGUAGUGCCGGGGGUGAUGCCAAUGAUGUAUGCUAAAUCUGCUGCAUCCGUUUGUUGGCGAGAAUAGAAUCAUCGUGCCUAGUUCGGGAUGUUGACGGUAGUGAUGAUGUUGGAGAUAGCAGUUGAUCGAUUGCGGAAGGACAUCUUUAACUGGUU